Molecule: messenger RNA, 3588 nt
Organism: Symbiodinium natans
Lineage: Eukaryota; Dinophyceae; Suessiales; Symbiodiniaceae
Source: the annotation of a GenBank genome assembly
AUGGCCCUUCCGAACUAUGGCCUUGCAAUCUUCCGCCUCUUCAGCCUUCUCCCGACAGACGGCUGGUUGGCAGGCGCAAGGCGCGGUGGCAUCUUCGAAACCUUUGCAGGCUGUGGACCCGCCACUUGGUUGCAGCGGGAAACUGGCUGGCUCUGGGACGAACAGAGAUGCAUCCUGCAGCCUUGCCGCCCCUCAGUGCGGUGCAAACUGCAAUGCUUGCUCGCCUUGAGAGGCAGGUCAUGGUUUGGCUCCGCCUGGGCACAGGCCCCAGACGCGGACUUGAAGGUGAACAGCAUUGCUUCGUUCAAUCCAGAAAGGCAAGCAGGGAUCGGGUAUGGCCCGCUUCAAUCUGGAAAAUCCUCCUCUACCAGCAGCCUGCGCAUCAAGCCUGACAGAUUGGUUUUCGAGGUGGCCCCCCAGUUUGAUGCUUCUCGGUUCCUAGUUGACCCUCUCCUUAAGAGUGGCUUCGCAGACCCAAGAGCCUUCCUGAAGCCCGAAACCUGCUGGCCAAAAACGAAGCUAGCCCGAGUGCAAGCCGACCGUGAUGAUCAGCUGGCCCUUUACAAAAAGUGGGACCUAGUGGACUCUUUGUAUCUGCUCCCAGCCUCGCAGUCUGAACAUAGAUAUCGUUGCGGUUUGUUUGCUGUGUACAAGGAUGACAGGGUUGACCGCCAGAUAUUGAAUCCUAUUUCCGAGAAUUCUAGGAGCUUUUCGGUGUCUGACGCUACGCUGUCGCUUGCGCACUCCAGUUUGCUAUGCCAGAUGUUUCUUCCUGAGACAGAGAACCUGGUGAUGGGAUCAGAUGACCUUAAGGAUUUUUAUCACAACUUCAUUGUCAGCGAUGCCCACGCAGCCCGGAACCACAUUCACGGAGUCUUCCCAGGCCCUGGGUACGAGCUGCUAUGUAUCGAUGACCAUGCAUAUCUUCUGCGAGUACCUCGUAAAGCUGUUUCCAAAGAGCCUCCUCCCUCCCGAGCCGAUCAGAAGAUCUUUGCACGGGCUGGUAAGCAGUAUGCGUCGGUGAACCUCAGAACAUCACCAAAGAAGGCCGUUCGUAACGCUUAUAAAGCUACCAUCCUGGGGGGCGAGAUAGACGGGAUCCGGGGUGAUAUUUGUGCACCAAGAUUGAAGACUGUUGCAUUAUGUGCUUUGACUUUGGAGCUGGUGCUGCUGGGGUUCACGACCACCGAGCUUCUGCAGAGCAUCAUAGGAUCAUGGAUUUUUGUCGUCAUGUUUCGCCGGCCAACCAUGUGUCUCAUGAGUCAGGUUUUCCAUGACAUUGCGCAACAUGCCCGCGGUGAGAUUUUCGCCCUUUCUCAUGAUGCAAAGCAGGAGCUGAUGCUACUUAUCCUUUUUGCACCUUGCAUGACGACGGACCUGAGGGCGAAGAGCAAGGUGCAGCCUUUCGGUUUUGACCCAGACGAGCCCAUCACUCGGGGCGGCACAUUGCUCGCCAUGAGGGCAGCCUUGAUUAUGCAUCUGUGCGCUGCCUAUGGCCUAAUUUCCACCAGCGAAACUCCUCUGGCAUAUGUCCCAUCCCAGCGCUCAGACACCUUUGCCGACUACUUGCGCCGUGCAUUGAGGUGGAUUGCAGAUUUGAGCCUGACGCUUCAAUGGAAAGUUCUCUUGCAAUAUCGUUUCAAGCGUGUGAACCACAUCAAUGUCAACGAGGAGCUUUCUUUCCGAAGCCUGCUCAAACACCUUGCAAAAACCGAACCGAAUUCUCGUUUUGAGGCCUUGCUGGAUAGUCGAGUCACUAUCGGUUGCAACUCGAAGGGCAGGUCAAGCAGUCAGAAGCUUAACUUCUAUUUGUCAACAGUUCUUCCACAUAUUCUGGGUGCAGGGCUUUAUCCGAGUCUUUUCCAUGUCGGCACCGAUGAUAAUGUGGCUGACGAUCCCUCGCGCUUGAAACAGCUCAGGGAGCGCUUGGAAGUUCAGCCCUUUUGGUUAAAGCAAUUGCUCAGUGGCUCAAAGCGCAUUCUCGAUUUGGUCAAGAUUACUGACGACAUCUUGGGACCAGCGGGGUUGUGGGCCCGGUUGACGGUUCUGCAGCUCUACAAGAGAGAGCAUGCCUCGGCCCGGGUUACGCUGGACUUUGAUUCCGGUUUAACCUCGGUUGUGAAGAACAGACGAGCUGGUCUGUUUGACUCUUUUCAGCAAUGGAGCGAGGACCAGUUCCAGUGCACUUUUUCUCAGCUCGCAAGCUCUGGGCUGCUACUCUGCACUACGCUGAUUGCUUUCGGCAAGUAUCUUUUCUAUGAGGGUUAUCCUAAGUAUGUUUUCUCUGAAGCCCUCAAUGCGGUGGUGGAUCGCUAUCGGCACUUCAAAGCAUCUUUGGCGUCGGCGUGGAAUAUCCUCUCCAGGUGGGAGGAAGAGGAGCCAACUGAGAGGUCCAUGGUGAUGCCGGAGGCGAUGAUCAGAGCAGCUGUCACAGUUUCUUUGAUGUGGGGUUGGCCGCUUUUCGCUGCUACUUUACUGCUGGGUUUUCAUGGCCUCCUCAGGCCAGGCGAGUUUCUGUACUUGACCAGGGAAGAGCUGAUCCUGCCCAGGGACUUGCUCACCGCGACCCAGCUGGCAUUUGUACGCAUUACGGACGGCAAGACUCGGCGCUUUAUGCGUCGGCAACAUGCUCGCAUCUCUGAUCACAAGACGGCAAUGUUUCUGGAUGCGCUUUUCGGGCAUCUACCUCCCGGCGCUUCCCUCUUCAACUGCUCACGUGAAGUGCAUCGUACCCGUUGGAAUGCCGUCUUCUCCCACCUGCAUGUGGCCACCUCUGAAGCUGAUAAGGGUGUCACUCCGAAAACUUUGCGAGGCUCAGGAGCGACAUGGCUCUAUCAAAGAACAGAAGACGUUGAAAAGAUUCAGUGGCGUGGCCGGUGGCAACAACGCAAGACGCUUGAGUAUUACCUACAGGACGUAGCCGGGCAAUUAUUGCUCGCAAAGCUGACACAGAGUCAGCGGCUCCAGGGCUCGCUGUUCUGGCUCUGCGAGCGGCGACAGCUACGUAACAUGAUUGGAAUGGAGCUCCAGUGUUUGAAGAUGGGCCUGAGAGCCUACCUCCUGCUCCUUUCGACGUUUGUGCAGUCUGCCAAGUUCGGCGAUCAUGCAAAGCAGCUCGCCUGCGCACUCGGGAUACUUGUUAGCAGCAGAGCAAAAGUGACGAGCCAUCUUUGGCUUGCUAAAGAUUGUGAAGAAGCGAUGCCUGUUGCUUGUAGCUUUUGGGGCCCACCCAGCCCGCCCGGAAUGGAGCUCCAGUGUUUGAAGAUGGGCCUGAGAGCCUACCUCCUGCUCCUUUCGACGUUUGUGCAGUCUGCCAAGUUCGGCGAUCAUGCAAAGCAUCUCGCCUGCGCACUCGGGAUACUUGUUAGCAGCAGAGCAAAAGUGACGAAGGGCGACCGGCUGACUUCCUACAAUCUCUUCAACGUACAGCCAUCUGAGAACAGCUCCGACUUCCGAGAGGUGGCAGUGUUCAGUGCUUCCACGAAGAACUUCGUCUUCCAGUCGAACUUGGUAUGGAUGAAUGGCAACAGGUCGGCCAUGCCCCCACCGCACCUCUUCGACUGCGAGCCAGGGGAAGUUGGGAAGUAG